Hibiscus syriacus is the source of this 898-nucleotide messenger RNA. Its product is annotated as vesicle-associated protein 2-1-like. Lineage: Eukaryota; Viridiplantae; Streptophyta; Magnoliopsida; Malvales; Malvaceae. Bases 7 to 762 code for a protein of 251 amino acids. The transcript has 8 exons. Gene Ontology annotation, cellular component: endoplasmic reticulum membrane; plasma membrane. The record is from RefSeq and is a predicted model, not a curated record. Gene Ontology annotation, biological process: endoplasmic reticulum membrane organization.
AGACCUAUGGUGCAUAGAAUCUCCCAAUUACCGUCCGUUCCCCGACAAACCUCCGACCUCGGUGGCGACAAACCUCCGUCCGUGACACAUUUCGUCAUGACUGCUGGUGACGCUAAUCAGUUGAUAUCUGUUCAACCCAAUGACCUCAAGUUCAUUUUUGAGCUGGACAAGCCAAGUUUUUGUAAUCUUCAAUUGACGAACAACACGGAUGACCAUGUGGCAUUUAAGGUUAAAACAACUUCACCUAAGAAGUACUUUGUGCGACCGAACACCGGUGUUGUAAUGCCUCGGGACUCAUGUAUCAUAAGAGUCACUCUCCAAGCCCAAAGGGAAUGUCCUCCUGAUAUGCAAUGCAAGGACAAAUUUCUGCUGCAGAGUACUAUAGUGCCUCCAAAUACCGACGUGGAAGAUCUACCGGCAGAUACUUUUAACAAGGAUGGUACUAAGGAGAUAAAGGAGCACAAGCUUAAAGUUUUCUAUGAAUCUCCUUCGGGUCAAGCAAAUUCAGAAGAUGGAGGGUUAAAGAGCUUCGAAUCACAAACCCCUGAUGCAAACUCUACCAUACAGCACCUUAAGGAUGAAAGAAAUGCCGCAGUUCGGCAAACAGUGCAGCUGCAACAAGAAGUGGAUUUUCUGAAGAGGCAAAGAAAACGUAGGAACAACACCGGCUUCUCCUUCAUGUUUGCAUCCUUUGUGGGACUGAUAGGGAUAAUGGUCGGUUUUCUGUUAAAUCUUUCAAUGGCUUCACCGUCGACGGAAUGAAUAUAUGAGUGUAGUGGGAACCGGUGAUUUUGUUCAUUGUAUAAUGCAGAAUGUUAAUGUUCUGCUUGAUGGAGUCUUCCCAUUUCCUUUCCUUUCUGUAUAUUUGAUCUUUCCGCAUAGCACAUGUCUUUGAUCA